CCUGAAAGGAACACAGAAUGAAUGCAGUCAUCUCCCUAGCCUGGUUCCAGACGUCGGAAUCGCCACCCACAUCUCAGUUUUGUUCAGCAAUCCAAAAUAGGUCUGGUGUCGUGCCCAUUGAUGUCUGUUUUUGUCGAUUGGAGACACAGUCGACCAAUCAGUUUGUGACACUUUAAAAGGUUGAUAGCUCUUUGCCAAGUCUCAGAGCCUCAGAUCGAUGGCUGGUGGAGAGCGGCGUCAAGGUACAGCGCGCGUCUCGCAUCUCCAGACAUGGGAGUUGAAGUCAACACACCAGGGUGUUCAACCCUCCGUAGGAAACUGAAUGAGACGCUUCACAAGAGGAGUGGGCAAAACCCAGCAGAGAGAGGCUUGGUGAGAUAGAGGAAGAUAUUAGGCGCGUGGAGAGAAAAAGGAAGAAGGGAGAAGUGAGUGACUGACACCUGCCCUCCAGCUCAGUGUGAAGGGCACAGAAUGGGAGAGUGAGAGGAGGGGCAUGAAAGGAGGGAAAACAGAAGAGAGAAUGAAGACAACCGGAAAACAAGGACUGCCUCACAGCAAACCUCGCUCAAAUUAGGACAUCUCGCCCCAAGACAAGAUGAUUACAAGAAAUCUGCUCCUGUUGGUUUCCCUCUGUCUGUGGGAGGGGCUUGCAGGAGGUGCCAGUAAGACUGUACGGAGGAGAGGAGUAGGCGGAUCGCAUAUAGUGAAGCUAGGGGACAGCAGAGCUGCGGAACAAUGGGAUGCAAGCGUGGAUGCGAAUGCAAUGCCCAUGGUGACUCUUAGAAACCUGAUUAGUCAUGAGCAGGCGGGUGACACUGGAUCUUUUUCUUAUUCCAAAAUAUUGCAGACUCAUGCUGCUCCAUCAGUAGCUAACAAAGAGAGGAAAGCUUUCAAGCCCAAGCGAGAGGUUGACUCUGUCAAUAAAAAAGAAAUAACUCCACACAUAUUAGCCAAUAACAAGGAGUUAAAUCAGGAUGUGAAGAAAGUUAAGAACAACACCAAGAAUGCCGAGACUUCUACUAAAACAGGAAGGUCGGAGAAAACAUUCACAGUCCAUCAUAAACCAGAUCUUCACACAAAUAAAACUAGGUUUAAAUCAGGAUCUAGGUCCAGGAGUAGACCUGAUUUGAAUGUCCAUACUACUGGUGUGCCAGGAAAAGGAUUCAGCAUAGAUUCAAACCGAAAGCUGAACUUCACUGGCAGUUAUGGAGUUUUGAAGCUGCUGUCGAAAGAGAACCUAGUCCGGAUCGUCAAUUCCCAAAUGCAGAGUGUUCCCAGCAUGAGCUUUCCAAGCAAGGGCAGCCGGAGCAGGAAGAGAGAUUUGAUUGACGUUAAUCACGGACAGUUAGAGGCUCAGAAAGGGCCGAGACAAGAUAUGGCUGUCACUCAGUUUCACACUGGAUUUGAUAAUCAGACUGCAUUUCCAUAUGUAAGCCAAGUCACCACUACAGAUCUUAAUCGAGACCAGGGCGCCAACACUCGUGUUAAUCCACUAAUUGAUGUCAACCCAGCUUUAAGUAAAGGGCAGGGCAACCUGGGAAUGCAGAGUUCAGAAAGUGGCGAUAGCAAGAGCAAACACCUCAUCCGUUUACUGUCAACACCUCUCAGUGAGGUCAGCCUCAGCCCCGAGAAGGAAGUAAUAAUAAGCCAAACAGAACCACCAUUUACAUCGACAGAACAUUUCCCACUGGAUGUUCCCUCUGAAACAAAUGAUUCUCCACCGUCUGUGCUGACAAUGCAACCCCUGGGAGUAAGACUGGGGAACAGAGCAGCAGAUUCCCAUAGAGACCCAUUAACAGAGUCAGUUCACACUGCUCAAACAGAAGUCAGCACAGCUCAGUACCCUGUAGAUGAAGACAACAAACUUGUCAACAGCAGUCAUGUCCUGAGGCUCCACCCAGCUCCCGCAUGGAGCCAUGAUACAAAAGACGCUGGGAUGCAAGCUGUCGAUCCAGAAAAUGGGAAGGGCCUUGUGUUUGAAGAAGCAGAGUCAGACGUGGAAGAGGAGGUGAAUGGCCGAAUGGAAAAGAAGGGGUCGCGCUCUCGCAGCAGGAGGAGCUGGAUCUGGAAUCAGUUCUUUGUGAUUGAAGAAUAUGCUGGACCAGAACCUGUGCUCAUCGGACGGCUCCACACCGACAUGGACCGAAAUGAUGGACGCACUAAGUAUGUCCUGCGAGGCGAGGGGGCGGGCUCUGUCUUUGUGAUAGACGAGAAGACAGGUAACAUCCACGUCACCAAGCCACUGGACCGUGAGGAGAAGGACGAGUAUCGUCUAGUUGCCACGGCCACCGACAGACAGACUGACCGUGCCCUGGAGCCCUCAUCCCAGUUUAUAAUCCGGGUGCAGGACAUCAAUGACAACCCGCCUAUCUUUGACGAAGGCCCCUACAGCGCCAUCGUGCCUGAGAUGGCAAAUAUAGGCACGUCUAUAAUCCAGGUGACAGCGACAGAUGCUGAUGACCCGACUUAUGGGAACAGCGCCAAGCUAGUGUACACACUGGUGCAGGGCCAACAGUACUUCUCUGUCGAUCCCCAGACAGGUAUUCUGCGCACGGCUGUACCUGACAUGGACAGGGAGACUCAGGACCAGUACCUGGUGGUGCUCCAGGCCAAAGACAUGGGGGGGCACCUGGGUGGAUUAUCUGGGACCACCACCGUCACUGUCAAACUCACUGACGUCAAUGACAACCCUCCACGCUUCACCCAGAGUAUGUGGUCCUUCUCCGUUUCCGAGUUGGCCAUCCCGGGGGCUGAGAUAGGGCGUAUCUCUGCAACUGACGCAGACCUCGGCGAGAACGCCAAGCUGGAAUAUACCAUCCUGGAGGGGGAGACCGGGGACACGUUCAACAUCACGGGAGUGAACCAAGAGGCGGUCAUCACACUCAACAAGGCAGUAGACUAUGAGAGCCGGAGCUCCUACUCCUUUUCUGUGGAGGUCCUCAACCCCAUAGUGGAUCCUCGCUUCUUGCGUCGAGGCCCCUUCAAGGACCGGGCCUCCAUCAGAGUAGCAGUGCUGGAUGCAGACGAGCCUCCGAGGUUCUCCCGAGCCCGAUACCACAUGGACGUAUCUGAAAACUGUCCGCCAGCCUGCACUGUGGGCCGGGUUAGCGCUGUAGACCCUGAUACUGGUCUUACUAACAAUAUCAGGUUCUCCAUUGAUCCUCAGUCAGACCCAGAGGCUCUGUUUCGUAUCAGCCCAGACACCGGCCUCAUUGUGACAGCCAUGGAAUUGGACCGGGAGCGCGAGCAUUGGCACAACAUUACUGUCAUCGCCACCCAGAGAGACAAUCCCAGCCAGGUGUCCAGAGUUCUGGUUGCAAUAGAAACAUUGGACCUGAAUGACAAUGCACCGGAGCUUGACAGGCAAUACACAACGGCUAUGUGCGACUCAUCCACCAUCGGGCAGGUGGUGCAGGUGUUGCGAGCGAUUGAUAGAGAUGAGGGAGGGAAUGACAGCACUGUGUAUUUCAGCAUCCCUCCGGAGUCCAGCGCUGCCCUCAACUUCAGCGUCAGGGACAGUGGUGGCCCCACAGGCAGCCUGGUGCUUCUGUCCCAGCUCCAGCCACUGUCCCGUUCCCAAUCCUCCACCCUGACGCUGUACGUGCCACUAGUCCUGAGGGACGGGAUGUCAGGCCUCACCAGCACCGGGACGGUCACUGUGUCUGUCUGUCCCUGCCUGAGAGGAGGGGCACGGGCUGGGGAGAAAGAGAAGGAAAAACAGGUCGAGGGCGAGUGGGACUGGGAAAGAGAGGCGGUGUGUCUCCCUCAGCAGUCCACACUUCCUUCCCCUGGGCUAAGUACCGCUGCCCUGCUGGCUAUUCUGGCUUGUGUCGCUACGCUACUAGCUGUGAGUGCCCUGUCCCUGUCAUUGCGCCGUCAGAAGCGCGACUCCCUGUCACCACUGGAGGAGGAUGACGUGCGUGAGAACAUCAUAACGUAUGAUGACGAGGGCGGGGGUGAGGCCGACACCGCUGCCUUUGACAUUGCCGCACUACAAAGUGCCCCGCACAGUUCUCGCUCACGUGGCUAUCGCACACUGGACAGCAGGAAUGUACGUUACGCCCAUCGUAACCAAGAAAAAGCUCGCACCUAUAGCUGGGCUCAAAAUCCAGGUGUGGAUCACAACUACUCUGGACCAGGAGGACCUCUCUAUGGUCGCCUCUGUUACAGCAGCCACACUUUACCUGUUCUCCGCCGCACACCAGGGGGGACAUUUGAACCAGGCCUUGCAGAGCUGGGAUACCGCUUUCCUGGAGGCCAGCCAGACCACUCUCUGGUAAUCCAGAACCAGGGGGCCAUGGUAGGGCCAAUGGAGUCUGGGGCGGUGUACAUAGCUCCCACGGACCACAGCACAGGAAGCCGAACGGGGAGUCGUACGGGAAGCCGUGACGGGACUGCACCCCAAAGUGGAGUGAGCACGUCGGAUGGAGGAACUCCGAGAACCAGUGACAGCCAGGAGAGAGGGGGAGGCACAGGAACUGCAAGCAACUGUACAGAGGGGAGCAGUGAGGACAAAGUGAACCACACUCAAGAUGUGGACUGGAGCUCUGGAGUGCUGCGCCGACUAAACCACUUGACGGAGCUGAUUAUCCCACCUCCUGAGCCCGGCAAAUUGGUUCAAUCAAAAGCGUGAUUAGUUGAAUCAGUUGUUUUAAAUAGAAUAAAAGCCUGGAGUCUCUGCAGCACUCCACAGCUCUUUUUUAGUCUUUAAGCUAGCUUAGAUGCAUCAACCGACAGUGGCAGACGAAAGUGGUUCUGUCAGGCCAUUUGUCAAGUCCUCUGUCAAAGAAACCCCUAUAUACUGAGGAUAGUUAACUCACACUUAAAUUAUAAGAGCAGGUAUCUUAGCAUCAAGAUAUGGUCAUUUGAAGGUCAUCUGGUCUGAAAAGUCCUCUUGACUCCAAACAGGUAGACCCCAUCGGUUCUGUGUCCCCCAGUGACUUCAUUGCUCCCGCACGAUGUUGAUACAAUUCCACAAUUGCGUGCUGAACAAAGUGUAUUUAUUUCUGUUGUACUUUUUCUUUUUGUAAAUUUGAAUAAAAAAAUGAACUAUUUCAA
Micropterus dolomieu (smallmouth bass) is the source of this 5058-nucleotide messenger RNA. RefSeq names its product cadherin-2 (gene cdh24b). The transcript is spliced from 15 exons. The record is from RefSeq and is a predicted model, not a curated record. Gene Ontology annotation, molecular function: calcium ion binding; cadherin binding. Gene Ontology annotation, cellular component: adherens junction; catenin complex; plasma membrane. Gene Ontology annotation, biological process: cell morphogenesis; calcium-dependent cell-cell adhesion; adherens junction organization. The coding region runs from base 596 to 4633 and encodes 1345 amino acids. NCBI's taxonomy places the organism in Eukaryota, Metazoa, Chordata, Actinopteri, Centrarchiformes, Centrarchidae.